Messenger RNA from Arabidopsis arenosa, 1285 nucleotides. NCBI's taxonomy places the organism in Eukaryota, Viridiplantae, Streptophyta, Magnoliopsida, Brassicales, Brassicaceae. The record is from the annotation of a GenBank genome assembly.
UAAACCCAAGAAGAAUAAAACAAAACCAAUCUCAAGCUCUGAUGGCGAAACAGAGUUACUCCAUCUUUACCUUCUUCUUGUUUCUUUCUCUUCUCUCAUCCUGUUCUUCAACAACUACACAUCAUGAUGUGUUAAACCCACCAACGGUCUUUCCUACAAACCCUACAACUACACCGCCGGCUACAUUUCCUCCGGUUACCAUAACGCCAACAAAUCCAGCCACAACAGUUCCUAUUGUUCCUCCUGUCACAACUAUUCCUCCUCCUACACUCACACCACCGCAAGUCACAACUAUUCCUCCUCCUACACUCACACCACCUGUGACAAACCCAGUUACCAACCCAGUUACCAACCCAGUAACCAACCCAGUGACUCAGUAUCCUCCAACACAACCCUCAGGGGCGGUUCCAGUUCCUGUUCCUGUGGUUGCACCGCCUGUUGUCUCAAACUCUCCAUCGGUUCCAGGUCAAAGCUGGUGCGUGGCAAAGCCUGGAGCCUCUCAAAUCUCACUCCAACAGGCUCUUGACUAUGCCUGCGGGAUCGCGGAUUGCUCUCAAUUGCAGCAAGGCGGUAACUGUUACUCUCCUAUCAGUCUUCAGAAUCAUGCCUCAUUUGCCUUCAAUAGCUAUUACCAGAAGAACCCUUCUCCACAAAGCUGCGAUUUUGGCGGUGUAGCCUCGGUAGUUAACACCAACCCAAGCACUGGUUCUUGCAUUUACCAGACAGGUUCAUCGACAUCAACACCGGUGACAGCAGGAACAACAACACCAACUCCAUCAACACAAACAGUAAACCAGCCUCCUGUCACAUCAACACCUAUAAUACCAACAGGAGGCGGAAUAAUUGGGGUUGGAACUCCACCAGCGAUCUUCAACCCCGCGAAUCCUACAUCAAAUACACUAAACAAUCCAUCCACAGGAGGUUUAACGGGUUACGGUUUUGAUGGUUCACCAAAUGGGAACAAUCCAACAUCAUCAGACUCUACACACUUGAAGAUUCACUUUGGUCAUGCUAUAAUGGCAACAUUGAUUCUUCACGCAGUGCUAUUUCAUUAGAAGUAGAAUAUGUAGGAGUCGAAAUAGCUUUAUGACACACAAGUUGAAGGUCUUUUAGAGCAUCUUCCUAGGAAGAAGCUAGGAAUGUAAGACAUUAUAAAUUUCAUUGGUUCGAUGGGAUUGCUAAGGCUUCGGAUUUGUACAGAAUACCUCGGUUGUUUUGUUUUAAAUAUAUCUCUUUAGGACCAAAAGCGGAAACUCAGACAUUGUAACAAAGAGGUGUAAUAUUA